Molecule: messenger RNA, 2394 nt
Organism: Parasteatoda tepidariorum (common house spider)
Lineage: Eukaryota; Metazoa; Arthropoda; Arachnida; Araneae; Theridiidae
Product: manganese-dependent ADP-ribose/CDP-alcohol diphosphatase
Molecular function (GO): CDP-glycerol diphosphatase activity; 2',3'-cyclic-nucleotide 2'-phosphodiesterase activity; manganese ion binding
Source: RefSeq, a predicted model, not a curated record
GAGACUCGACAAACUGAAUGAUAUUUUUCACUAUUUACGUACGAACAUUUUCCACAUUUUCUUGUGAAACUGUUGGCACAGGUUUUUAGAUUCAAUUAAAGAACAGCGAAGAGCCGGUGUAUGUGUUGAAUAGGAUGUGCCAAGAUGUUUGCCAAGAUGUGAAUUAACCGGAAUUAACCUGAAGUAUUGUUUACACAGUUGCUUUAAAAGUAUCCUUCGCGUUAUGAAAUUUUAAUCUGUGACAGUGGAGUGUGUAACGUUGAUAAUCAAAUUCUUACUGGCCGGAACGAUUCUUCGUCGUUUCAUUAUGACUUUGGAGCCGAAAACUACCGUAGAACCCUUAGUCACAUUUGGAGUCUUAACUGAUGUUCAAUAUGCAGAUUGUGAAGACCGACCUGCACCUCACGAUUCUUCCAAGACUCGAUUUUACCGCAAAGCUUUGGAUCAAGUAGAUGCUGCAUUCAAAUCUUGGAAAGAAUCUCAUAAAGUAAAGUUUGUGCUUCAACUUGGUGAUAUAAUUGAUGGAUUAAACCGUAAAUUGGGGGGAUCAUACUCCAGUCUGCGAGAUACUCUAGAACAUUUUGAGUAUCAUGCCUCUAUACCUACUUUUCAUUCAGUUGGUAACCACGAAUUAUAUAAUUUCAACCGUAAUGAACUUGCUCUGCUGUUCUAUGAAUCUGUUAAAAAACUUGAUAUUCCAGUUGAAGUGUUUUGCCCUUUGAAUCCUGCUGAACACCACACUCCUGUAUUGUAUUAUAAAUUUUGCCCUGUACCAAAUUUAAAAUUCAUUUCUUUGGACUGUUUUGAUGUUAGUGUUCUAGGCUAUGAUGUCGAUCAUCCUAACUAUCAAAUGGCAGCUAAGAUCUUGAGUUCCAAGCACGGUCAUAAUGUCUUCGAGGAUUGGGACUGUGAUGGUGAUUUAAAAGGGUUAGAUGUUCGAUUUCAGCAGAUGAAUGGAGCAGUUGGAGAGGAUCAGAAAGCCUGGUUGAACAAUGAACUUCGUGAAUCAGAUGAACUUGGGCAGAGAGUUAUCGUCUUUGGCCAUGUCGGACUGUAUCCUGACAGUACUGAUUGGAACUGUCUUCUUUGGAACUACAAUGAAAUCAUUCAGAUAUUUCAUCAGCAUAAAUGCGUUUUGGCAUACUUUUGUGGACACACUCAUGAGAGUGGCUAUGCUGUAGAUUCUCAUGGAAUCAGUUAUGUUGUCUUCACUGGCAUUGUUGAAACACCACCAGAUAGUCCUGCUUUUGCUACUGUCUCCUUGUAUGAAGAUCAACUAAAAAUUAUUGGACAUGGUUUAGAACAGAGUUAUGUUAUUCCAUUCAAAAAUGAUAAUCUGAAUAACUGUGACGAGUCUAUUGAAGAGAAAAUCAGUAAUUCCCCAGCUGUGAAAGUCGAAGUUUAAAUCAAACAUUUAUGCCAUCUGGCUUCCAUUAUCAUGCCGGAGGGCUAGGGGGAGUCUAGGGAGCGAAUGUUUGGUAUUAAUUUUAUCAAGCAUUUCUCUUCUCUCAAUGGUAAAACAGUGUAUUUAAUACUGUUUUAAAGUUUUACUCCAAUUUUAACUUCCACUCUGAUUUAUGCAUAAUAUUUUAAUCAGCAAACAUGCACUUUAAAUAAAGCUUACAGUAACUGUAAACUUACAGUUUAGUUUCAAAAUUGUAGAUACGUUCUUAAAAAUUACCCAAUUACCUUUUGGUAGUUAUGUGUACAACUUAUGUCUACACGUGUUUGAUAGUUAUAAGCUACAACUUUCUCAUGUAGCUCCGAGAAAAGUUUACUAUUUAUAUACAUUUCAAGGUAAUAGAAUGAAAUAUUUUGCACUUAAUUGCGUUUCUUAAAAAUUGAUUUUCUUUUAGUUAUAACUUUAACAAGAACUUACAAAAAUUCUCAACUUUGUUGUUUAAAGAAAAGAUUAUCAGAAGUCUUGGGUGUAUGUUUGAAGGUUAAAACUCUAAUAUUUCCCCUCCUUAAUGAUAAGGCUCAAUAUAUUUAAUCUUUAAUUUGCAGGUUUUAUUAAUUUCAUGUAUUUGAAAAGAAACUGUAAGAUAUUGCAAACAUAUGGCUAUUAUCUCAUUGUUAGGAUUUUAUCAGAGUUAUUAUUUAACUAACUCAUGCAUAGUUAUAAAUCAGUAAAAUAUCAAUGCAGUUUUUACAAAUUUCAUUUUAGUUAUAAAAUAAAAUGAUCUUAAACAUUUUCACUUAUUUUUUUAAAAAUACAAUGUCUCACUUUUUAAUUUUGCAUUUUCUUUUGUUUUUAUGAUAACAUUAAGUUUUAAGAUUUUAUUUUGUGUUAAUAUAUGGUCUGUGUUUCUUGUGUUAUUUAUUUAAAGUUGUAAAUAUUCUAUAACUUGUAUAGUAUUUAGUACCAUUAGAAAUAAAAGAAUUAUGCUGGUU